AAGUUAGGUAAAAUAUUCAAGCAGUUCUUGAAACCGAUCUCUGGAACGAAGUGACUUAAAGUCUGAAGUGAAGUUCAGGUGUUGAUAAUUACUUAAAUAGAACUUAAAGUGCUUAAAUAUUUUAUUUGUAAAAUUUAUUAGAAGCGAAAUUUUCAGAAAUUAAUUUAUUUUGUACCUAUCAGAUCUUUAAAGUGAAGUUAAACAUGGGUGUCUAUACGAAGAAAUAUUUUUUCCAAACUAUGUUGAUAUUAUUGGUGGCCGUUAAGCAUUUGUCAUUCGUGGAAUGCGAUGAUGGCGUUAUCGAAUCGUGUCCUCAACAUUGCAGUUGUGAUGUGUACGAAUAUGAAAUUCAUGUCAAUUGCAGCGGACAAGAUCGCACUGAAAUUAACAGUAAACUUUCUGAAGCUGUUCUGAUUUUGGAUCAAUGUAAACACAACUUUAUAACAAUAAGCGAUAUAUCAUGUUCGUGCUUCAAUUCAAUUGACCCCAAGAUGUCAUACAACGCAAUUUAUUUUAUGAAUGUAGAUGUUUUCAACAGCUUGAUUUAUGUGGAUGUCAUUGAUCUCUGCUCUAACUGUCUUACCCCAAUCGAUAAAAAAGUAUUUACGUCAAAUAUAAUGCUAUGCUCUAUCAACUUGAAGGAGAAUAACCUCACCCUUUUUCCAAAUGAGUCCGUAACUAAUAACGAAUCAAUGAAAUCGCUUAAUUUACGCAAUACUCAGUACACUUCAGUAGGUAAGAAAAUGAUUUGUGAGAUCCCAAAGUUGGUGGAACUAAACUUAUGGGAUGACCUUCGCAUUGUUCUGAAUUCAAAUACCUGCAUCAAUACACAACAUCCACAAUUUCUUGAUCUAAAUUAUAAUUUUUGGAAAUGUGCCGAAGGUUUAAGUAUUGGAAUGACAGAUGGGAAGGAAUUUCUAAAAAAAGAUACUUUGGAUCAUGGCUCUAGUAUGGACGAAACCUGUUUUGAGGUGCAGGAGCAACCUGAUCCGGUUGUUAAACUGAUAGAUGAAGACUUUGAAUACUUUCCAUCACUUCCAGAAGAAAGUUCAAAAUGCCGAUGGUUUGGUUUUUCAAAUAUAAAGCACAUUUAUUGCACUUUAACUACUUUGACUUUAAUCCUUUUGGGAAGCAUUAUGUGUGGAAUAACCAUGUUUUUAAUUAUACAUGCUAUGAUGUGUGCAUGUAAGAUGGAAAAUCCUCAUGCUGAUCCAGAACCUGGUGAAAUUCAGAUUAUGGCAAGUCCUAUUCAAACCAAUCGAUUCUUCUUGGAACUGCCUGUUUAAGAAAAUUUGCUCAUUUGCGCA
Messenger RNA from Teleopsis dalmanni, 1307 nucleotides. RefSeq lists its product as uncharacterized. The record is from RefSeq and is a predicted model, not a curated record. Lineage: Eukaryota; Metazoa; Arthropoda; Insecta; Diptera; Diopsidae. The coding region runs from base 204 to 1286 and encodes 360 amino acids. The transcript is spliced from 5 exons.